This is a messenger RNA of Otolemur garnettii (small-eared galago), 651 nucleotides long. RefSeq names its product PIH1 domain containing 3 (gene DNAAF6). Gene Ontology annotation, cellular component: cytoplasm. Bases 1 to 651 code for a protein of 216 amino acids. The transcript is spliced from 6 exons. Gene Ontology annotation, molecular function: dynein intermediate chain binding; protein-folding chaperone binding. Gene Ontology annotation, biological process: flagellated sperm motility; axonemal dynein complex assembly. NCBI's taxonomy places the organism in Eukaryota, Metazoa, Chordata, Mammalia, Primates, Galagidae. The record is from RefSeq and is a predicted model, not a curated record.
AUGGAAGCAGACAAUAUAGAAAAUGAAAAUCUGGAAGCAGACAAUAUAGAAUCUGAAAAUCUGGAAAUUGAGACUAUUUCUUCAAUUACUGCUUUUCAAGCUCUUUCUAAACUCCUUAAUCCUGAAGAAGAGGAUGAUUUUGACUUUGGACAGCCAAAUUGUUCAUCUUUUGCUGGAGCCAUGGGUCCUGGGAAUAUUGGACCACCAAAAAAGGAAGAGAAAGAGCUCGAAGUCAUCCCUGAAACCAGUGAGGAAAAUAGAGAGGACAUCUGGAAUCCAGAAGAGGUUCCAGAAGGAUCAGAGCACGAGGAUUCCUGGGAUGCUAGAGAAAUCCCAGAAUACGAGAUUGUAUUCAAACAGCAUGUGGGAACUGAGGAUGUAUUCUUGGGAUUGACAAGAAAGGAUUCUUCAACAGCAUGUUGUAAGGAUCUCGUGGUUAAAAUUAAACUACCAAAUACAAACCCUUCUGAAAUUAAAAUUGAUAUCCAGGAAACAGUCUUUGACCUUCGCACUCCUAAUAAGAAGCUGUUGGUGACCCUUCCCCAUCCUGUGGAAUGCCGCAGCGCCAAAGCAUUUUAUAUCCUGGAGACUGAGACACUCGAAGUCACCGUAGCCAUGAAAAGGGAGUUGGAUUUCAUUAAUUUUUUCUGA